AUGAAAAACGAAGAAGCAACAGUUAAUAAUUAUGACUGUUUAACAAAGAAGACGGACAAAGAAGAAAACGGCGACAACAACGUAGACGACGCCUCAACGCCUCCUCCCAGUAGUAGUGAUUUAAGUGAUGGUGGUGAAGACAUCGAUCACGAUACGGGCGAUUUGAAAUUAACAACCUCAAAACGUAUAACGCGCACGGCACUCGAUAAUAUAGCAAAAGCGGGUUAUACACAACAAUUUAAAUUCAAUACAACAACAACAACAAAUUCACCCUCUUCCUCCACCUCCAAUUCCUCUUCCACAAACUCCUCUACAGCCCUUAAUACGGGCAAACAAAUAGGUGUUAUACGUCCUUUACUCAAUACCCAACAGCAGCAGCAGCAACAACAACAGCAAAAAAUCAACGAUUCCACUAUGGAAACUUUAAAACAUUCCUCCCCUAAUAACACCAAUCUUACUUCACGCGAAAUAGAAAAGAAUCGCAUAAAUGAUUUGAAAAAAUCCACCAAUUCUACACAUCAAACUUCUCCUACUGCAACAGCCCAUAAUACAUCCUCCUCCACCUCCUCGCCCUCAGCUAGUCUUGAACAUCAUGUGAUUAAAUCAACAGCCCCAAACGCUGCAACAGCUUCUACUACCGGCUAUUCCGAUGUUGAUUCCGUUAUAAGUGCUACAAAUAGUCCAUUGUGGGCCAUGCGUAAACGACGCCAGGCACCACCAGCUGCACCUGCCGAAAAUACCUCUAUGGUGUUUAAUUUUUCAAAUCGUAAAGAGGUUCCCGAUUAA
Lucilia sericata (common green bottle fly) is the source of this 786-nucleotide messenger RNA. Its product is annotated as putative protein TPRXL. Bases 1 to 786 code for a protein of 261 amino acids. The record is from RefSeq and is a predicted model, not a curated record. Lineage: Eukaryota; Metazoa; Arthropoda; Insecta; Diptera; Calliphoridae. The transcript has a single exon.